Molecule: messenger RNA, 757 nt
Organism: Drosophila arizonae
Lineage: Eukaryota; Metazoa; Arthropoda; Insecta; Diptera; Drosophilidae
Gene: AP-1sigma
Product: AP-1 complex subunit sigma-2
Biological process (GO): intracellular protein transport; vesicle-mediated transport
Cellular component (GO): AP-1 adaptor complex; membrane coat
Molecular function (GO): clathrin-cargo adaptor activity
Source: RefSeq, a predicted model, not a curated record
GUGCUGAUGCAGUGACUGUUGAAAGCUGUUGAAGAAGCAAUUUUCCUAUAUGUACUGAGUGAAAAAUUUAAGUUUUGUUAAAAUUUGUGGUAAUUAAGCCACACACAUAGUAGAAACACAAAGCUGAAACAGUUAAAAUGAUGCUGUUUAUGUUGCUAUUCAGUCGUCAAGGAAAACUUCGACUGCAAAAAUGGUAUAUGGCCUAUCCAGACAAGACCAAAAAGAAGAUAACACGUGAGCUGGUCACGACAAUACUAGCCCGCAAGCCCAAGAUGUGCUCCUUCCUGGAGUGGAAAGACUGCAAAAUUGUCUACAAACGCUAUGCUAGCUUAUAUUUUUGCUGUGCCAUCGAGCAGAACGACAACGAGUUGCUGACUUUGGAGAUAAUCCAUCGCUACGUGGAAUUGUUGGAUAAGUAUUUUGGCAGUGUUUGUGAAUUGGACAUCAUCUUCAAUUUUGAGAAAGCGUAUUUCAUAUUGGACGAAUUGUUGAUUGGCGGCGAAAUUCAGGAGACAUCGAAGAAGAAUGUCCUCAAGGCGAUCGCCUCACAGGAUCUGCUACAAGAGGACGAAACACCACAAAGUUUCUUUGACGAUCAUGGCCUUGGCUAAUUAGCAACAAAUGCGAAUCCUUUAACCAUUUAAGUCGCCUUAAUGUAUGCGUGUAUUCAUCAUAACCGAAAAAGUAUAUUGUCUAUUGUCUUAUAUUAAUUUAUCAAUGAUUAUACAAUUUGGCAGCUACAAAAUUUUUAUACACA